This is a messenger RNA of Trichoderma aggressivum f. europaeum, 3933 nucleotides long. RefSeq lists its product as uncharacterized. Bases 1 to 3933 code for a protein of 1310 amino acids. The transcript has 4 exons. The record is from RefSeq and is a predicted model, not a curated record. Lineage: Eukaryota; Fungi; Ascomycota; Sordariomycetes; Hypocreales; Hypocreaceae.
AUGGCUGCUGAGAACGAGUCGCUCACACGGGAGCCUGCCACCCGUGGCCGCGGCCGAGGUGGGCGCGGUGGCCGUGCUGGCCGAGGUCGAGGCGGCGGUAGAGGCGCUUCCACGACGAAUGCGGGCGUAACCAAAUCAACAUAUACCAAGACUGGCCGCGGUGGCACGCGGAGAGGUCGAGCCAAGAGCUUCGCAGAUUCCCGCGUCCAGGCCGCCUACGAGCGCCAGAGAGAUCUCAAGGCUACCUAUCAGGCCGUGGCGCAUGCUCUCAAGCCCGCCCUGCAGGAGCUUUGCGACCGCACCAUCGAGGAGAUCCUGCAAAGGUCGGACUCACAUCGAUUCACCAGCGAACACCUGCCCGUCUUGCAAGAGCUUCAGGAACGCCUCGAAGAGAAGCUCCGACUCUUUGACCGCCAGCUGGAAGCCAAUCUUCAGCUCGCUGAAGGCACUUACGAUGCCGAGCAGUAUGUCCUCGAACAGGAAUUCAAGAAUGGUCUUGAGGACAUUCUAGAACAGUUUUACGACGGUCAAGGCAACCGUCUCCGCAUUCUUUCUGCGUUGGAAUCAAGAGAUCUCCCUGUCGAUCCUCCGCCCGAGGGUCAUGAGUGCAGCUUCAUCCAGGCGCCUUUUACUGACGCGAUACCACCACAGAUCAGCGAUGACCAGUAUGAGUACAAAGUAAUUACUGAUCAUCAGCUCGACAAUGACUUUGGCAUCUAUGAAUGCUACAAGGAUGGCCACUUGGUGCCUUAUCCCUCUCGCGUCGAGGGCACCGAGAUGUGGCACAAAGUGCGCGAUGCUGAGGCUGCCGCCGCUGCCGUGCCUACCACCACAACCUCUUCUACCACUCGAGGAGGAAGAGGUGGCCGAGGCCGAGGCAGCAACAAGCGCCGUGCUCAAGACCAGCCGGAUGGCCAGCCCACACCCAAGAAAACGACUCGCAGCAACUUUGAUAGCCAGCUUCUGCCUGCCGCCCCAAUUGCUCCCGCCAAGGGCCUCCUGGCAACUGAAAUUGAAGCUCACAUCGAAGGCGCUCCAGCGGAAGAGGACUCCGCUCCUGCCUCUCCCGAACCCGUCGUCAUUCCCAACGGUGCCACCACUUCUGCUGUCGUCAAGUCCAACGGCAAGCAGUCAGCUCGCGAAAAGAGCCCACCCCUGCCCAAGAACAUCUCGGAGCCUGACGAGUACGGCUGCCGCAUGUACAAUCAGAGACCGUCCAUGAAAGAGAAGGGCAUUAACAGCCGCCUUCUCGCUCCGCGGCUCUUCUGGUUUGAUGACCAUGAUAUUGGCUUCCGCGACAGCUCCAACGACUCUUCCAAGGGCCACACUCGCGCCAAGCGAGGUAAAUACCUCGACACUCCCAACAGCAAUGGCAUGCACUUUGACUACUGGUGCAACGGCUAUGACUACUCCAACACGCGUCCAUCUGAUUUCGACCAGGAGCUCGUCAAGAAGCAUGGCCUCCACCCCAAAUAUGGCAUCUUCUUGCCCAACAGCACAAACGAGCCGGAGCCUACCAUGCCGUUUGUCAUGCCCGGAAAGCCCGUGGUGUAUAUCGCCGAACCUUCUGGUCGCAUCUCUCACGCUUCACGUUCAUUCCAGAGGACGAUUAACUAUCGUCGUGUGGUUGAUGAGCCUGUAAGAGUCAAGAUGAAUGCAGCUAUGCGGCGCUUCUGCAAGAUGGGCGACAUUCCCUUGGAAGAUAUUGCCGUCACAGAGUACGUGUACACCGAUGAAGAACUUCGCGGCCGAUCUCUAGGCACGGCAGCCUUGGAGCUCGAGUCCAAGCCCGAGGUCGUGGAGACUUCGCCUGAGACUGAUGAGCAGGUCGUUACCGAGGAGGAAUCUGCCGAGUCGUCUCAGGGUGGCCUUGCUGCCAUGUCCGUUCUUACCUACGCGACUGCAUUUGUUGAGGCGGAAGAGAACACGCGAGUUGUGGUGCCUGCACCAAAGCCUGCAAGAUAUGAUGCCAUUAGAGAUGUCUUCACGGAUUCCAAACCUGCUGGGGCGCCUGCUGUUGAGACGAACAACAACCUCAACCUCAAUUUCCUUGCUGAGCUGUGCAACGUCGAAACUCGUCUGCAGGAACCCGAGGGCCACACCAUCAAGGCCCCGACUCCUCUCAUGCCCAUGCCCAUGCCCAUGCCCGAGCUGGAAUCCGAUAUGAGAACCCAACGCGAAGAUUUGCCACCCGUUGCUCCUUUGAGCCAUGCUCCCAUGAGCGGCCAGCAUGCCCCUAUUGAGCCUGUUGGAGGAUACAUCCGAAAUCCUCAGCCGCAACGAGAGCUCCCGCCGGUGCAGCCAGUCGGCCCCGGUCAUGUCGCCGUCUCUCACCCUCCUCACCAUGCUAUACCAGAGCCCAUUGCCUACCAGCAACCUCCGCCCGAGCAGUCCAUGGUUCAUGCACCGCCGCCAAGGGCUAUGGAGUAUCAGCAGCAUCCUGCGCCUCCCCUUCCUCCACAGGCUCCUCCUGUCCAGGAACAGCACCAACCCUACUACACUUCCUAUGGGUAUAACGUGCCGGAACCUCGGGACAUGCACAUGGGCUCUGGACGGCCGAUCGAGCCAGUCUACGCAAGUAGCCGUAUGGCAAACUAUGGCCCCGAAGGCCCCGGUCCGGCGCCGGCUCCUGCACAAGCUGCUCCUGUGCCUCCUCCGGGUCCCAACACGGGAUACCCUCGUACUUACUGGUCGUCCCAGCAGCCUGCUACUCAGGCGCCGCCGCCACCACCUCCUCAACAGCCGCUACCGCCACAGCAACAGCAGCAUUAUUCACAGGCUCCUCCUCCAAGGAUGCCCUUCUCUCAUAACCCAAACCCCGAAACACUCCCACCUCAACCCCUUCCGCCCCUCCGACCUCCUCGGGGCCGGGCUCAGCCUGUCCAGGAUGACAUGAUGCGAGACCCUAUGAUGAGGCCGGCUGUUCAUACCAUGAACAACUACUAUAAUCCUGCUCCGGCUCGAUCCUACCACCAUGGAUACCCUGCUGCCGAACCCCUUGCUCCUAUGCCGUCGAUCGGACCGGAAAGAAUCCUGCCCAACCCUCAGCAACAGCAAUCCUACAUGGGACCGUCUGGUCCUGGCUACGCGCCUCAAAUUCUGUCUCCAACUUUUGGAAACCCGCAGCCCAUGUCUGGCCCUAUGGCCCAGAGCCCUCCCGGGACGCCACAAGGGCUCCACGGCUCGAUGCAUCGUCAUCGAUCCACACCUUCCGGGUCUUCUGAUGCGGGAUCUGGAAAAUAUCGCAAACUACAACCCGCCCCAGUCCCCGCUCACCGAGCAUGGUCAAACAAGCCCGAGCUGAAGACAAUUCCCUAUGACCACAAGGAAACGGGCUCAUUGGCCGCCCUUCCGAGCUCUGGCCCAACGCAAAUCAGAGGAUGGAAUAAACGGGAAACACCUGGUCAACCAGUGGCUCCAGGGGAUUCUAACAACUAUGAGGCUGUGGCUCCUCACCCCAACUGGUCUGUUCGAUUUGCCGAGCCAAUCACUCAACUGCCACCUCUAUUCCCACGCAAUGCCCCUCCUAUUCCACGACGGACAAUGACUCUUGAAAUGGAUCUCGACCAGCCCUUUACACUGCCUGAUGAAGGUGCUGGCAAUCCUACCGAGCCGGCCAUUCCUCCUCCAAGUACAGCCUCUACUGAAGCCUUAGCUUCUCAGGAUGACACGACCUCGUCACGUCGUCUUCGCCCAAGAAAGGCUAAAGCACCCGCAACCCCCAACGUCGCCGCCUCUACUCAAUCAAGUGCGCCCGGUCGUUCUCGUGCUAAGAGCACAACAUCUAAAAAACCAAGCCGAGCAGCAUCAAAGAAGAAGGCUGCUCGAAGGGAGACUGCCCUGGCCACCACCCAAGCCGAACAGCAACUUAUUACCGAAACUCCAGCCACCGCUCUUGACUCUACGUCUCAGUCAGAGGCUGUAAGCAAAUAA